Orussus abietinus is the source of this 1131-nucleotide messenger RNA. Its product is annotated as zinc finger protein 701. The record is from RefSeq and is a predicted model, not a curated record. The transcript has 2 exons. Gene Ontology annotation, molecular function: DNA-binding transcription factor activity; RNA polymerase II cis-regulatory region sequence-specific DNA binding. Gene Ontology annotation, biological process: regulation of transcription by RNA polymerase II. Lineage: Eukaryota; Metazoa; Arthropoda; Insecta; Hymenoptera; Orussidae. Bases 1 to 1131 code for a protein of 376 amino acids.
AUGAUAUUGUGUUCGACAAACAACGAAGAUCCACUACGUAUCCAUCCACGAAAGGGAAAGAAACCCACUUGGAUCCCGAAGGAAACCCUAACCCAAGCCGCAGUUUCCUUCAAAGCGUCCUCGAAUUUCGAGUGCACCGUCACGAAUUUCGAGUACAUCGACAUAAAGCCAGACAUCUUCCUCCAAAAAGAAGCUCCUCCGAUGUCCGAACUCAUAGACGCCUCGAGUAACCCGAAGCGAAAGCGAGCCCCAAAUAAAAGCCAAAGCAACUUGGAUAGAUCGAAAAACCAAAGCGAAGAUGUAGAUAAAGCUCCGAAAGCUCGUCAUAAUCCAAAGCGAUGCUUCAAGGGAAAACUAACGAUGAAGACUCGAAGUAGACCCGUGCCCAAAAAGCGCUUCAUGUGCAACCUUUGCAGAAGAACGUUCGCCACCGAUCAAUGCCUCGAGGAACACAGGAGGUCUCACGACAUCGACUACGUGCAGUGUUCGAUCUGCAAUCUAAAGUUCAAAACGAUAAUGGGUCUGAAGCAGCACCACCUAAGAGCCCACAACACCAGCGAGCCGAAGUUUACCUGCGACCACUGCGGUAGUCGUCACAAACUGAAGAACGAUCUGUUCCUCCACAUAAGCAGAACGCACAUGAGCGGCAUACAAGCGUGUCGUUUCUGCGGGAAGAUGGUUAAGGACAUAAGGAACCACGAGGCACGACACAGGGAACGUCUUCGAGGUACCACGAGGCAGUACUCCUGUCCUCUUUGCGAGAAGCAAUUCGGCUCGAAAUUGAAGCUCGACAACCACCUGGUUCAGCACCAACAGGAGUACGUUUGCUCCGAGUGCGACAUGAAGUUCGUAGACCCGAAAGAGUACACCACUCAUAGGCGACUGAAACACAAGCAGAUGAGAAUGAUCUGCACCAUAUGCGAGAAGGACUUCUCUACCAGUAACAACUUCUACAGACACGUACUUACUCAUGCUGGGAUCAAGCCUUACAAGUGUGACGUCUGCGAGGAAGUUUUCACCCAAAGGUCCUCCAUGCUUAGGCAUAGGAGGUCUCAUCCAGCUCCUUUGCCACCUUCUCCUCCACCGAUAGCCAUCGCCGAACUUGCCAGGUGGUUCUUGCAAAGAGUCUGA